This is a messenger RNA of Caenorhabditis remanei, 1215 nucleotides long. RefSeq lists its product as uncharacterized. Gene Ontology annotation, molecular function: methionine adenosyltransferase activity; ATP binding. The transcript is spliced from 6 exons. Gene Ontology annotation, biological process: S-adenosylmethionine biosynthetic process. The coding region runs from base 1 to 1215 and encodes 404 amino acids. Lineage: Eukaryota; Metazoa; Nematoda; Chromadorea; Rhabditida; Rhabditidae. The record is from RefSeq and is a predicted model, not a curated record. Gene Ontology annotation, cellular component: cytosol.
AUGUCUCAGCACAAGUUCCUGUUCACUUCUGAAUCCGUCUCCGAGGGACAUCCGGAUAAAAUGUGCGAUCAAAUAUCGGAUGCUGUUCUCGACGCUCACUUGGAACAAGAUCCACACGCUAAGGUCGCCUGCGAAACGGUGACUAAAACGGGUAUGAUCAUGUUGUGCGGUGAGAUCACCUCAAAAGCCGUCGUCGACUAUCAAGUUCUCGUCCGUAACGUCGUCAAGAAAAUCGGAUACGAUGAUUCGUCGAAAGGAUUUGAUUACAAGACUUGCAACGUUCUUGUCGCUUUGGAGCAACAAUCACCUGAGAUUGCCGCAGGAGUUCAUAUCGACAAGAGUAGCGAUGAUGUGGGAGCUGGUGACCAAGGAAUCAUGUUCGGUUACGCCACCGAUGAAACUGAAGAAGCGAUGCCAUUGACGCUCCUUCUCUCUCAUAAGUUGAAUCAUAAGCUCCAUGAGCUCCGUCGUUCCGGAGAACUCGACUGGGCACGACCGGAUUCCAAGACUCAAGUCACUAUCGAGUACGCUUCCGAAGGAGGAGCUUGCGUUCCUCUUCGUGUUCAUACCGUCGUCAUCUCGACUCAACAUUCUCCAGAUGUUAGCUUGGAGGAACUCAGAAAAGAACUUAUCGAGAAGGUCAUCAAAGCGGUCAUCCCAGCAAAUCUUAUUGAUGAAAGCACCAUAUACCAUCUCAACCCAUGUGGAUCAUUCAUAGUCGGAGGACCAAUGGGAGAUGCUGGACUCACUGGACGUAAGAUCAUCGUCGACACUUACGGAGGAUGGGGAGCUCACGGAGGUGGCGCUUUCUCUGGAAAGGACCCAACCAAGGUCGAUCGUUCUGCUGCGUAUGCUGCUCGCUGGGUUGCUAAGUCACUCGUCAAGGCUGGACUUUGCCGUCGCUGUCUGGUUCAAGUUUCUUACGCCAUCGGUGUUGCCAAGCCACUUUCCGUCAUGGUCUUUUCCUUCGGAACAUCUGCUCUCAGCGAAGAAGAUCUACUCAGUAUUGUCAAUGACAAUUUCGAUUUGAGACCAGGAAUGAUUAUCAAAAAUCUUGACCUGAAAAGACCCAUCUAUGAGCCAACCGCUGAGAACGGGCAUUUCGGACACAAUGAGUUCCCAUGGGAACAACCACGUCAUCUUAAUAUUUCCGCCGAACUUCUCGCCAAAGCCCAAGGACCUGUACUUCCUGAUUGUAUUGGAAUUGCUCACUAA